This is a messenger RNA of Eufriesea mexicana, 873 nucleotides long. RefSeq lists its product as uncharacterized. The transcript has 3 exons. Bases 1 to 873 code for a protein of 290 amino acids. NCBI's taxonomy places the organism in Eukaryota, Metazoa, Arthropoda, Insecta, Hymenoptera, Apidae. The record is from RefSeq and is a predicted model, not a curated record.
AUGUCUAGAAGGAAUUGUGAUUUCGAAGAAAUUGCGGAAGAUUACGAAUGGCAUGGGUGGAUCAUGGCCAAAUUUAAGAGCAUACUUAUAUCAGAAUUCGGACAUACGUGGGUAACAGCUUGUUGCAAGGACAAAGUUGAAGACGAAACUGAGGACGAAAUUGGAGACGAAGUUGAAGACAAAAUUGAGGACGAAAUUGAAGGCGAAGUUGCAGACGAAGUUGUAGACGAAAUUGUAGACGAAGUUGAAGACGAAGGGGACGGGGAGACCGACGCGAUCCAGAAGAGGAGCGCAGGAUCGAACGGGUUGCCGGGAGCAAGCGACGGUGAAGAGAUGCAGGAAGCGGUUCCGGCAGUCGUGAUAGGAGGAAAGACGGUAGACGAAUAUGUAUACGAAGACGAUUGGAAGAACAAGAGCGCGAGCGACGAUGAAGCCGACGAUGAAAACCAUGACGAGGACGAUGGAAAGAACGAUGGCGCAAGCGACGGGAAGCGCAACAAUGAAAACGAGAAAGAAGAGGAGAGAGAAAAUCAUGAGGCCGAGGGCGACGAUGAAGACGAAGACGAGGACAAUGGAGAGAACGAUGGCGCGAGCGACGGGAAGGAUGGCGAUGAAGACGAAGACGAGGGCGCACACAAGGUCACAAAUAAGGACGAAGGCGAGAAGGACGAGAGCAAAGACGAGAACAAAGACGAGAGCGAAGACCAGAACGAAGACGAGACCGAAGACGAGAACGGAGACGUGAAAGAAGACGAGAACGGAGACGAGAACGAAGACGAGAACGAAGACGAGAACGAAGACGAGAACGAAGACGAGAACGAAGAUGACGAGGACGAAGACGGUUGGAAGAACAAGUGCGCGAAAGACGAUUAA